AUGGCUGCCGGAAGGUUACUGCUCUAUACGGGCCUCUCGCUAGCGCUCUGCGCCCUCGGCAUGCUGGCCGUGGCCAUCUGCUCGGACCACUGGUACGAGACGGACGCCAGGAAGCACAGGGACAGGUGCAAGGCCUUCAACACCCGCCGGGUCGACCCCGGCUUCAUUUACAACAACAACAACAACUUGCCGCUCCGGGCGAGCCGCUCGCGCCUGGACCGCUGGGAGGGCAAACUCCUCCGGGCCCGGAACCGCCGGCAGCUCUUCGCCAUGAGCCCGGUUGACGAGUGCAGCCGGCAGUACAACUCCACCAACAUGGGCCUCUGGAGGAAGUGCCACCGGCAGGGCUUCGACCCCGAGAUCGCAGCCCUCAUUCGGAAAGGAGAAAUUGAGCGAUGCACGUACAUCAAAUACCACUACUCCUCAGCCACCAUCCCCAGGAACCUCACUUUCAACAUCACGAAGACCAUCCGUCAGGAUGAGUGGCAUGCCCUUCACCUGCGCAGGAUGACAGCCGGCUUCAUGGGCAUGGCGGUGGCCAUCAUUCUCUUCGGCUGGAUCGUCGGCGUGCUGGGCUGCUGCUGGGACCGAGGCCUUAUGCAGUAUGUGGCAGGGCUUCUCUUCCUCAUGGGAGGAACCUUCUGCAUCAUUUCACUGUGCACCUGUGUGGCUGGAAUCAACUUCGAGCUGUCACGCUACCCACGCUACCUGUAUGGACUCCCCGAUGACAUCAGCCACGGCUACGGAUGGUCCAUGUUCUGUGCGUGGGGGGGCCUGGGCCUCACACUAAUCUCGGGAUUCUUCUGUACCUUGGCCCCUUCUGUCCAACCUGUCCCGAGGACCAACUGCCCUAAAUCCAGACCCGAGAAUGGGACAGUGUGCUAAAAAACAAACCCAUACAUAUAUAUAUAUAUAUAUAAAUAUAUAUAUAAUAUACAUAUAUAAAACAAAACUAACUCAAGAUGAUGCCAGUGCCAAGGUAGAGUUGAGUUGGCCCAGGCACCCGCAUCUCGUCGGACUUUGUGUUGCCUCAUCUCCAGGAUGGGGAAAGCGUUCCCGUCAUGUGGCUCUUCCAUCCCUUCUUAACUUUUGGCUCCAUGGUUUCUUGAAGACAGAACGAACAUCACCCCCCCGUGGUAGUGUCCUGAUUCCCGUCCCUCACAAGGAUGGGGUGGUGGGCCGGGAAGGGACAUGUCGCCAGUGGUGUCUGAAGCGGCACGGAUGUAGAGAAGGUGGUGCCGUCCAUUGGGCCCGCAGUGAGGACACCACCCCAACACCGAUCAUAUCGCAGAGAGACAAAGCCUGUACGUAGUUCAUAGAACGUAACCAGAUCUUUGAGGUCAUUUGCAGAGCCACUUCUCUUGACCUUCCUGUUCUGGUUCCCUUCCUGGCCCACCAGCGACACACGAGAAGUGGAAGAGAAAACAGCGCGAGAAGGAAGUUUUCUCUUCGUUGCCAAACUUUUGGACCAAGCUUUAGAGGUGGGAAGGGGGAGAGAACAAUGUGCUGAGAGGCAAGAUCCACGUCAAUAAAAGGACACUUCAGUGGAUGCUCAGAAAACCCAGUCUUACCUUCCAGCUGCCUUAUACCCAGUUAAACAAGAGGCCGCCCUGCCCCUGACCACACCUGCCGUCCUGCUCGGGCAGACUGGAGCCUUGGAGUAACGCUGUGACGUGUGCGUGUGUGUGUGUGUGUGUGUGUGUGCGUGCGUGUGCAUGCAAGAUGACUCCCGGUGGUUUCCUUUUUUUCCUUUUCACCUUUUAAAAUCGAAAUACUGCAUCAUGACUGUUGUCUCCAUCAUUUGUCGUGGUUUUGCGGCCCAGGGCGGAGGCCCAAGACCAAGGGAGAAUAACGAAGGGGCAAGCCAGUGCGGGUGCCCGUUCCGUAGCUUCGGAUCCCUGGCGUGUGUGCGUGUGGUGGAUGUUCUGGUUUUAGCGUUUGUGUUGUAUUUUUCUAUUAUUUGUAAUGUGCAGCUGAAAUUCCCAGAGGGCAGAACCAAGAACAAACCCAUUGGGCCUCAGAGGGCCCCGUGGUCCUUCACAUCACAGUUCUGGGAUGCCGCAGGAUUUAGUCCUGUAAAUCUGGAAGUUCAAGACAAAGCUGGGCACCAAAGCCAUGAGAGAAGAGGGGGAGCACUGUUCAGGAGGGAGAAGGAACGUUGCCUCUGUUGCUGUUGUACAAGUACGUACCAAACCAAACCAGACCUUCACUCCCCAUCGUGGAAGCUGUCCUUUGUCACUGGACAUCUACCCCUCUCCUAGGGGCGACCUCUGUACAGAUGAAAGAAAAUGGGUCACAUGCAGAGAGAGCACCUCCAUGUCCCAUGGGCUCGAGUUUGUAUGAUAUUGUGUAAAUUAAUGGAGAACUCUUGACUCUUUCCAUCUUCUUCCUUUUCCUCUUGAUAUUCAAGGCCAUGCAUCCCCUAAUAGCUGUCGUAGUGGCUAGCCCCCAAACAGAGGUGGCAUAAGUCCAGCCCAGUGUCUCGGGCUCAUUUGAGCCAAUUGGCCCCGCAGGUGUUGGCGAACCACGAAGUCAGCCAGAGUCGUGGAAGCUGUAGGGACGAGCAUCUGCUGGGAAGAGUGGGCAGGAGCAGCUGACAGUCACCUCGGGGACCUUGCGGGGGCUGCGCAGCCCUGGGGAGGCAAAGAGUGAAUCCCCGAGCUGCACAGUCAUGGGUCAAACCAUGCAGCUGAGAAUUCAGUUGCUUCAUAAUGAAGAGUGCUCGGGGCACUUUGCCAACAGCAGGCUCCAACAGCCUUCCUUCCCAUCCAAGCACCUGUUUCGUCUACCUGUCUUCUGAUCUGUCUUCCUACCAGUCCCACCUUCCCUCACCUACUAACCACCUCUCCCUCUUCUAUCCACCAGGCUACCAGUCCUGCCUGUCUCCUCAUCUGCUCUUUCUGACUCUGUCUGUGUGUGUCAGUGUGAGUGUGUGUGUGUGGUGUGUGUAAUUCACAUCCAGAUAGGACAUCCCAUGUGCAUGAAUGGCCUGAAUGUGGGUGUCUGUAUAUGCGUAGCCCUCUGGUGCAUUUUCUAUGUGUUUGUAUCAAUAUAACCCGGGCGCGGGUUUGGAUGUACUACUCAAGGCUUCCUUCCCGGCAACACUGGGCAGCUUCUGCAAAAGGUCUCAUGUGUGCGUGCCCCUUGUAAGGGUGUGCCGAGAGAUGUGGGAUGAGGUGUGGAGCGGGAAAUGCUAUUA
This is a messenger RNA of Zalophus californianus (California sea lion), 3199 nucleotides long. RefSeq names its product transmembrane protein 178B (gene TMEM178B). Lineage: Eukaryota; Metazoa; Chordata; Mammalia; Carnivora; Otariidae. The coding region runs from base 1 to 885 and encodes 294 amino acids. The record is from RefSeq and is a predicted model, not a curated record. The transcript has 4 exons. Gene Ontology annotation, cellular component: membrane.